Messenger RNA from Ciona intestinalis (vase tunicate), 1780 nucleotides. NCBI's taxonomy places the organism in Eukaryota, Metazoa, Chordata, Ascidiacea, Phlebobranchia, Cionidae. The record is from RefSeq and is a predicted model, not a curated record.
UUAGAUCAUUGGUAGAAAUGUAUUAGCUUAUCCUUGUAAUUGUCUGCGCUGGUAUAAGUGGUUGAAAGUACUCUGUUGUAGCUCAUUUUUCGAUUUUUACUAAAAUCAUGGAUAAUGUUGUAGACCAUGACUUUUUUGAUGACCCACCCACAUUUGAAGGCAAACGAAAAGUUGAAAACAACAGUAAAAGUUUUCUUUCCCAAUUUCAAUCAAGUUCUUCUGAAGAUGAAUUAACAAGUAGAAGUCAUACUAACUUACACGGAACUAAUGGAAGAGAGUCCGGCGACAACAAACAGUCCACACCAGUAAAGAAUAAAACACCCCAAAACAGCUCCCCGUCUUAUGAGAACGAUUUUGAGUCAUCUUCCGAUGAAGAGGAUGAUUUAUCUGAUGAGGGAGCAGGUGAACACAUGAACAAAAUCCAUGUUCAAGUGAAUCGUAAGCAAAGAGAUCAAGCUGAUAAGCGAAACAAUAAGCAUGAUGAUGACUCAUCAGAUUCAGUAACUGAUGUUUCCCCUUUGUCAUCACCGGAUAUGUCACCAAACAUGAACAGAAGAAAGAUAAAAGCUGGAAAGCAUCAUAAAGGAGGACAAACCGCUUCCAAACACAUUGACUAUAUAAAUGUGCAACAUGUACCAAAGCUUAAUGUCUCAUUUAAAACACCUGAAAGCAACCAAAGUUAUCAUGAUCGUCAUGUACCUAUCAUCAAAGAACGCAAUAAAUCUAACAAUAAAUAUCAUGAAAAGUUGAGCUCCUACGCAGACUAUUUAAGCAGCAGCGAUGAAGAAACUCAUCACAGGUUUGAUGGACGAAGGAAACCGGAUGCGCGGCAGAAUCGGGCGCUUGAAAAUCACCGGCAACGUUUGUUGAGUUCCACUGCAAUGGAGUCUAAAGACAUUAGUCACCUGCUGGAAACUGUGUUAGGAUUUGAACAGAAAGCUCAGGAGAAUCGAUACGCAGAAAGGCAACAUGAGAGAAUGAGGCCAAACAGUGAACAAGCAUCUCGUCGAAAGAAUAUGUCUUUCUCAAACCAACAGGUGCGUGAAAUUGAUCGGGAAAACCGAAGGCUGCUGAAUGAGAUCACCAAGUCAACCAGGAAACAACAACGACCUUCUAGUGCUUCUAGUGUGCGUUCUGUAUCAUCAAUAAAGUCAGACACUUCAAAUAGAAGCAGGCAAAGCAUGGUUUCGCAUGCAAGUUCAACAUCAUCAUAUAGAAAGUCCAACAAAUCGCCCACAAAACUUUAUCAUUCUGCAAUCAACCGAAUCAACUAUCAACGACAGAUUGAAAGAGAGAACUUGAAAAUGUUAAAAAGGCUGCGGUCGUGCAAAUCAACACCUGGUCUCGGAAGAAAAACACAAUUAUCUGAGUACAAGAAACAAAAAGGGUUUAUGGGAAGCUCUAUUGAUAGGAAUGGAAUGUCAAUGCGAAAAGCACGAGAACUGACACAAAAUGCAGAAGUUGUGAAGGAAGUUUUAGGGAAAUCAGAAGGUCGCUACUCAGCUAAACCAGCUUGGCAGGAUAGCUGGUGACUCUGAUAAUGUUGUUCAUCAACAUAACCUUUGUUUUGAAAUGCGUACUAACUUUAAUCAGUUGAUUGCAGAAGAGAUAUAUAAGGUCCCACAUACAGAAAUGGUGAUAUCACUGUGACUAAAAUCUGUAUUUGCUGUGAAAUUAAUCGUUCCAUGUAGAGAGCUAAAGUACUGUUGUGAUGACCAAGAUAAAAUAUUUUACAAAUAUCCCGUUGUAAAUUAUUCGUAAUAAAAGUAAAUGUAUUUUG